Messenger RNA from Macrosteles quadrilineatus (aster leafhopper), 3373 nucleotides. RefSeq lists its product as uncharacterized. The record is from RefSeq and is a predicted model, not a curated record. Gene Ontology annotation, biological process: dephosphorylation. Gene Ontology annotation, molecular function: phosphatase activity. The coding region runs from base 44 to 2722 and encodes 892 amino acids. The transcript is spliced from 17 exons. Lineage: Eukaryota; Metazoa; Arthropoda; Insecta; Hemiptera; Cicadellidae.
CCUCACUCACUCACUAACGAAUAAUACUGGUUUUGAGGUUAAAAUGGUUGAAUUAUUCUGUUUUAGGCAUAUGUUUACGUUUUUUAUAGUUUGUCAGGCAGUUUGUAUUGUAAAUUCAAGGAUUCUAGAGAAUGAACUAGGCGAAGUGAUAUUUGCAAAUGUGCUCUUUAGGCAUGGUGAUAGAACGCCCAUCGAUCCAUAUCCAACAGAUCCAUUUAGAAACACUUCCUUCUGGCCAGUUGGAUUUGGUCAAUUAACAAAUACUGGAAAAGAGCAACAUUUUGAGUUGGGCCAGUGGUUGCGGAACAGAUAUGACGCUUUGUUGACGGAGCAGUAUAGUCGAGACAUGAUCUACGUCAGAAGCACUGAUGUUGACAGAACGUUGAUGAGUGCUGAGUGUAACCUGGCAGGUCUGUAUCCUCCCAAGGAAGCUCAAGUGUGGAAUGAAAACAUCAACUGGCAACCAAUCCCUGUACACACCGUUCCUGAUAAGUUUGACAAUUUGUUGGCGGCAAAAAAACCAUGUCCAGCAUAUGAAGAAGAAUUUAACAGGUUGAUGCAAACCGAAGAAAUGCAAGCAUUGAACAACACUUUCAUAGAAGUUUACAAAGUAUUGAACCAAAAUGCUGGUGAACAGGUUACUACUAUUGAACGUAUUGACUGGGUCUACAAUACUCUUUGGGUUGAGACUUUGUACAAUUUCUCGAUACCAGAGUGGACCAAGUCUAUUUUCCCUCAUCCGAUGGCAGAGGCUUCUAAAUACAGCUUUGUACUACCUACUUGGACAAAGAAACUGGCUCGCCUCAAAUCAGGUCUGUUGGUGAAGGAGAUGAUCACUAGUAUGAAAGACAAGAAGGUAACCAAACCAAAACCCAAACGCAACUUGAACAUGUACUCGGCUCAUGAUACAACAGUGUCCAACCUACUCCACACUCUGGGAGUGUAUAACAUGAUCAACCCUCCAUACACGGUGUGCUUCAUGAUGGAACUCAGGGUCAACUCUUCUGGCGACCAUCUGGUCACGAUGUUCUACCGCAACUCUAGCAGUGAGGACCCGUACUUGCUGACUCUGCCUGGAUGUUCGGCUGCUUGUCCUCUAGAUCAGUUCAUCAAACUAUUGGAGCCUGUCUCUCUAACAGUCACAGACUGGGAGAAAGAGUGUAAAGUGUCCAUCUUCAGUUCCUACAGCAUGCUGACCAUUGUUGGAUCGUCGAUAGUGAAAGGAUGCAAGAUGCUGAUUGGUUUUGUUGGUCGGCUGAGUCUGUUAAAGAUUUUAGCUGGUGACGGAAUUACAUUUGUGUUGGUAGUUCUGGUUGUGCUAAUCAUCGUGCUGCUUGCCUUCGGAGUUAUCUAUUGGACGAGGAGGAAAAGAGCCACUUACUGGUAUCGAAAACUUAAAACUGACAACCUCUCACCUCAAAACUCUGUGAUGGUUCCCUCAUUCAACAUUGUUGUGGUGCUUCUCGCCUCAGCUUCAGCGGAAACUUUCGACAACAACUUUGGUCAAGUUGUGUUCUCCCAUGUGCUAUUUCGACAUGGAAGUAGAAUGCCGCUGGAAUUCUACCCAAAUGAUCCUUAUAAAGACUCUUCAAACUGGCCUUUCAAAGUUGCUCAACUAACAGAUAUGGGCAAAAAGCAAGAGUUUGAGUUGGGACAGUGGCUGCGACGUAGAUACGACUCGUUUAUCAGUGACUUUUACAAUCCAGAGGAGGUCUACGUUCAGAGCACGGACGUUGACCGUACAUUGAUGAGUGCAGAGUGUCUAAUGGGAGGUCUAUAUCACUCGAACAAGACUGUACAUAGUUGGGAACCAGUACCUAUACAUACGGUGCCUGGUCCCAGUGACUGUAUGCUGGCAGCCACUGCGACGUGCCCUUGUCCUGCUUACAACAUGGAGGUCGACAGAGUGCGCAACCUUCCUGAGGUUCAAGCCCUGGAGAACAAGUUCCAAGAUAUGUAUGACUACGUGUCCAACCACACCGGCAACCAAGUGAGGGACUUUGGAGGCGCGAUCAAAAUCUACGACGCACUCUCCAUAGAGGAGGAAUACAACAAGACUAUUCCAGAAUGGGCCCGUUCUAUUUAUCCAGAACCCAUCAGGACGGCUGCGUUGUACAGCUUUGUCCUUCCUACUUGGACCACACAACUUCAGAAGUUUAAAAUAGGACCCCUUCUCAAGGAGAUGGUGGGACAUUUCCAAGCAAAGCGCAGUGGAUCCUUGUCACCAGAUCGGAAGGUUUGGUUCUACUCCGCUCAUGAUGCAACCAUUUCAGCUUUCCUCAACACUCUCAAAGUCUUUGAUAUUCACUUCCCUCCUUUCUCAGCCUGUGUUAUUGUGGAACUGCGAAAAAAGAGUGAAGAAUAUUUUGUCACGUUGGUCUACCGUAACAGCACAGUCAGUGAGCCCCAGCUGUUACCUAUCAAGACCUGCAGCACUCUGUGUCCUCUAGACCAGUUUAUCGGGCUGGUACACCCUCUGCUGCCUGACGACUGGGUUCAGGAGUGCCAACUGGUUGAGGAAAUGACAGUAAAUUAUCUCUGGCUUUUUGCAAUUGCAGCUGCAAUUGUCUUUCUGAUCUUGGUUACAACUCUUCUGAUUGUUUACUGCAAAAAGCGGAAAUGCUCCAGAACCUAUCUGACAAUGCCCUACCCUUACCAAGGCGGAGGUGUCAAAAACAACCCUUAUCUUCAUCAGGCUUUUACUUAUAAUUUGCCUAAGUAAAAUCACACAGUCACAAUAUAAUGUAUUGUACGGAUAUGAAUUAAGUUAAAAUCCACUUCAAAUCAAUUUUUUUCUGAUAUCGACAAUUUUGUUGUAAAAAUCAAAAUAUCUUAACUUGACGAGUUAACUGUGAUAAAUUUGUUUACUUUUGAGGCCUGAUCAAAAAGGCCUCUCUUUUCUAAAACUAAAAUAAUAACAUAGGAAACUCCCUCUCAUUUAGAUGCAUUUUUGUCUUUAAAUGGUUCGGAUGGCUGCAUUUGACAUUGAUUGGCAUUUGACUUGAGGACUUGCAUGUACACACAUUGCUUUUGUCAUUAACCACAGAAACAAAGAAUCCAAACCCUGUUAUCUGAAUAAAUCUGAAGUAACUAGUUGGGUACCUAUUGUAUAUUUGAUUUGAUAAAAUCAGUUUAUUUACUUUUCACACAUUAUGAGUGGUCUUGAAAUUAAAUGUAUCUACAUCCAUUUUGGUUUAGGCUUUUGAUGGUUUCAGAUUUGUUUUCCUAAGGUGUCAAAGUGAGAGUGAGUUUUCUUGUUUUUAGUCAUAGGUUACAGGGUCUAAUUUAGUCUUAAGGAAAAUACAUUUUCACUCUGUUGUUAGUCAUAUUUUAUUUAUUUAACAAUUCUUUUAUAAUAAAAUGUCAAAAGUUA